AUGGCCUUGCUCUUCCGCUUUCUACAGGCGUUCGCCUUGCUACUUCUUGCCAGCGCAGUGGCCGCUGAACAUACUUCCAACUGGGCAGUCCUCGUCUCUACCUCCCGCUUCUGGUUCAACUACCGCCACCUCGCCAAUGUCCUCUCACUAUACCGAACCGUUAAACGCCUGGGUAUUCCCGACUCACAAAUCAUUCUCAUGCUUCCCGAUGACAUGGCGUGCAACCCCCGGAACGCCUUCCCUGGUACGGUCUACAGUAACGCAGACCGCGCCGUCGAUCUUUACGGUGACAACAUCGAAGUAGACUACAGGGGUUACGAAGUGACGGUGGAGAACUUCAUCAGACUUUUGACGGACCGCCUCGACGAAGAUGUACCGCGCAGCAAGCGCUUGGGUUCUGACGCCGGCAGCAAUGUGCUGGUAUACAUGACGGGGCACGGAGGCGAUCAAUUCCUUAAAUUCCAGGACGCUGAAGAGAUCGGCGCCUGGGAUCUUGCGGACGCCUUUGGACAGAUGUGGGAGAAGAAGCGCUACCAUGAACUCUUGUUCAUGAUCGACACUUGCCAGGCGAACACGAUGUACACACAUUUCUACUCGCCCAACAUUGUGGCGACCGGCUCUAGCGAGAUCGACCAGUCUUCCUACUCCCACCACGCCGACAAUGACGUCGGUGUCGCUGUCAUUGACCGCUGGACAUAUUAUGUCCUUGAAUUCCUCGAGACACAAGUGACGAGCGUCACUUCCAAGCUCAAUCUGGGUGACCUGUUUGAUUCUUAUGACGAGUCUAAGAUUCACUCUCAGCCGGGAGUUCGAUGGGAUCUAUUCCCCGGAGGCGAGCAAGAAGGCCGUCUGCGGACUGUGGUGGAUUUCUUCGGCAAUGUCCAGAAUGUGGAGGUUGAAAACGCUAACGCAACCGAACCUGGUUCUCUUAAGGAAGACUUGGCUGAGAUUGCGCGUCUUGUGGAGAGGUGGCAGAAGCGAGACGAGGAAUAUUCCGCCAUACUGGGCAAUUCCGCUCAGAAUUCUACCGAGGAUCUGCACUCAUCAACUUUGAACCUAAAGCCGAAGACUACUGUUGGCCCAAGCAAAAUGGCCGAAGACAACGGCUGGGGCAAGCGGCUCGUAGGCGCCUCUGUCGUUGGUGCAUGCACCGCUAUCUGGGUGGCUGGCUCAAUCCUGGGUCGCUCAUCUGUAUGA
Penicillium bovifimosum is the source of this 1197-nucleotide messenger RNA. Its product is annotated as GPI-anchored transamidase. The record is from RefSeq and is a predicted model, not a curated record. The coding region runs from base 1 to 1197 and encodes 398 amino acids. NCBI's taxonomy places the organism in Eukaryota, Fungi, Ascomycota, Eurotiomycetes, Eurotiales, Aspergillaceae. The transcript has a single exon. Gene Ontology annotation, biological process: proteolysis; attachment of GPI anchor to protein; protein localization to cell surface. Gene Ontology annotation, cellular component: GPI-anchor transamidase complex. Gene Ontology annotation, molecular function: GPI-anchor transamidase activity.